UACAGCAACAAACAUGCCUGACGCACCGAAAGCUGCCAAGAAAGGCUCCAAGAAGGCCGUCUCUAAGGCCACCAAGAGCGGCAGGAAGAGGAGGGCAAGGAGAAAGGAGAGCUACGCCAUCUACGUCUACAAGGUCCUCAAGCAGGUCCACCCUGACACCGGGAUUUCCUCCAAGGCCAUGGGCAUCAUGAACUCCUUCGUCAGUGAUAUUUUUGAGCGCAUUGCCGGAGAGGCCUCCCGUCUGGCUCACUACAACAAGCGCUCCACCAUCACCUCCAGGGAGAUCCAGACCGCCGUCCGCCUGCUGCUGCCCGGAGAGCUGGCUAAGCACGCCGUGUCAGAGGGAACCAAGGCCGUCACCAAGUACACCAGCUCGAAGUAAAGCUGCUCAACCUUAAACAACACAAAGGUCCUUUUAAGGACCACACAAAUGCACCUUUAAGAGUUUAUAGUGCCAUGAAAGUGAUACUGGGAAUGGUUGUGUUUAUUCAUUAUGAUCGGUGAGCUACACUAUUUUGUGAGGAAACCCAUGAAGUAGUUUGAAUGUGCAACGUCUCCAGAGCCUUCACUGAGAAUACUACGGUUGUGUUUUUCAUACGCAAGAACGUCAUUUUUACCAUUAGUAAAAGUUUAAUGCAGUUGUACUGGGGUGGUUACUUAAUAUUACUCCGUUGGUACAUGGAUGCGAUUUAAUUCAAAGAACACGUUGGUAUGACAACUCAUCUGUCACAUAACCUUUGUUGGACUUUCAAAUAAUAAAAAAAUGUUGUACUUCUGAAUAAUAAUAAAGAUUAAAUAAUCU
Messenger RNA from Cheilinus undulatus (humphead wrasse), 802 nucleotides. Its product is annotated as histone H2B 1/2-like. NCBI's taxonomy places the organism in Eukaryota, Metazoa, Chordata, Actinopteri, Labriformes, Labridae. The record is from RefSeq and is a predicted model, not a curated record. Bases 14 to 382 code for a protein of 122 amino acids. The transcript has a single exon. Gene Ontology annotation, molecular function: DNA binding; protein heterodimerization activity; structural constituent of chromatin. Gene Ontology annotation, cellular component: nucleosome.